CGUUACAGUAAGACUAAGAAUAAGGUUGCAUAGUCGGCCAAGCAACAACAUCAUUAACCAAGCUUGUGUCUUUGCAACACAUUAUAAUUUGGAGGCCAUACUGUAUUCAUCCAAGUGGAUCGCAACCAUGAGUGUGGCUAUGGAAUAUCAUUGGUUUGAAGGUAUUAAAGAAGGCCUCAUUGUUUGUGCAUGCGAAAAAUGCUGAACAUACCAAGGCCGAGCGUGAAAUUCUUGAAGAAGUCCGACACCCGUUUAUUGUGAUGGGCGGAGAACUGUUCACACAGAUGGCUGCAGAGCAAAUGUUUUCUGAAGAAGUGGCACGUUUCUACAUUGCAGAACUUGUGCAGCAUCUUCAUUCGCUCGGUAUUGUGUAUCGCCACGUGCUCUUGACGGAUUUCGUUCUUAGUAAACAAGCCCUCGGUGCGGAUGGCAAGGCUAAUACCAUUUGUGGCACGGCCGAGUAUAUGGCGCCUGAAAUCCUGAUGGAGAUGCACUAUGAUAAAAGUGUUGAUUGGUGGACGUUGGGCAUUUUAAUGUUUGAAAUGCUUACGGGCGAUACUCCGUUCCGUGCAAACAAUAAGAAGAAAACGCUUGAUGCCAUCCAGAACAAGAAACUAAAUGUACCUUACUAUGUUACCAAUGAUGGCAAAGAUUUACUAAACAGACUCCUCCGUAAAAAUCCAAAUGGUCGUCUUGGAAGUGGCAAUGAUGGCACCAAGCGCGUGAAAUCACACCGUUGGUUCCGCAAAAUCAACUAGGAAGACCUCAAGGCACGCAAAAUGACACCUCCCAUUAUACCUGUUGUUACCAAACCUGAGCUUGCUGAGAACUUCUCUGACAAGUUCACAAGCGAGGCGAUCAAAGAAUCACCUGUGGAUAACCAUGGAGCAUCCCUCGAAGCACAUAUGAGAGAUUACUUUCAAAACUUUAGCUACGUUGCUCAUUCGCAUGUUUUGACAAGUGCUUUUGAUAAAAAUUAGCUUUUUUGCUGCCAUUUCAGCGUAUGCACAUUUUCCAUACUUGAUGGAUCAGUAAAAGUUGUCUCAUGUGUAAUAUUGAUCCUUCUUAUCAUCACUUCAUCGAGGCAAUAUCACAUUAAGCGUUCUGUAAAGUGGCCGCAGGAGGGAAUUCUUUCCUUCUGUCUUCGCUUUCCACA
Molecule: messenger RNA, 1156 nt
Organism: Zychaea mexicana
Lineage: Eukaryota; Fungi; Mucoromycota; Mucoromycetes; Mucorales; Lichtheimiaceae
Product: kinase-like domain-containing protein
Exons: 9
Coding region: 261-758 (165 amino acids)
Biological process (GO): protein phosphorylation
Molecular function (GO): protein kinase activity; ATP binding
Source: RefSeq, a predicted model, not a curated record